GGGAGACCAGAUAUAGUGAAUGCAGGGUCCUGGGAGACCAGAUAUAGUGAAUGCAGGGUCCUGGGGACCAGAUAUAGUGAAUGCAGGGUCCGGGGAGACCAGAUAUAGUGAAUGCAGGCUCCAGGGAGACCAGAUAUAGUGAAUGCAGGGUCCGGGGAGACCAGAUAUAGUGAAUGCAGGGGUCCGGGGAGACCGGGUAUAGUGAAUGCAGGGUCCGGGGAGACCGGGUAUAGUGAAUGCAGGGUCCGGGGAGACCGGGUAUAGUGAAUGCAGGGUCCGGGGAGACCGGGUAUAGUGAAUGUAGGGUCCGGGGAGACCGGGUAUAGUGAAUGCAGGGUCCGGGGAGACCGAGUAUAGUGAAUGCAGGGUCCGGGG
Messenger RNA from Staurois parvus, 375 nucleotides. The record is from the annotation of a GenBank genome assembly. NCBI's taxonomy places the organism in Eukaryota, Metazoa, Chordata, Amphibia, Anura, Ranidae.